Molecule: messenger RNA, 981 nt
Organism: Melampsora larici-populina 98AG31
Lineage: Eukaryota; Fungi; Basidiomycota; Pucciniomycetes; Pucciniales; Melampsoraceae
Exons: 8
Coding region: 1-981 (326 amino acids)
Molecular function (GO): protein binding
Source: RefSeq, a predicted model, not a curated record
AUGAUGACAGAUAUUCAUCAGCGAGUGGCAGAGAGCUCCGAGGAUAGCGAGGAAAGACUUCAUGAAGAAUGGAAACCACGCAAGGAGAUCACAGCUGCUGAUGCUGUAUUGUCUACAUGCUGGUUCCCACAUUCACGUUCGGAUGAUCCAGCCAGGUAUUGUUUUGCUACGGCUGUCAAAGAUCAUCCGAUACAUCUUCUAGAUGCAACAGACGGGAGGCUUCGGGCGUCAUAUCCUCUCGUGGACCAUCGAGAGCGAAUGGUUGCUCCGCAUUCUAUGCUCUUUUCCCAAGAUGGUACUAGACCUGGUUGUCCGGGUGAACGUUAUAAAACCUCACCUACCCGUCGAAGUCGAGAUGGUCAAAAAGGUAUCAUCUCGACCUUGGCUGCCGAUCCGACAAGUACUGGUCUGUUGGCUGCAGGAUCUUUUUCUGGUCAAAUCGGCAUUUAUGACACUUUGGCUAGCGAGCUCUCUCCCCAGAUGGUCUUUCAUUCUGCUGAACACACUGGAAUCACACAGGUCAAGUUUCAUUUACUCAAUGAACGAGUCUUAUUCACAGCAUCUCGAAGAAGUAAUUCUAUUAAAUGUUGGGAUCUUCGAUACGCUGCUGCUUGUUUUCAUACUUUUCAUCGUCCUGGUCAUACAAACCAACGUCUUAGCUUUGAUAUUGACUAUUCUGGAUUGAAUUUGGCCACAGGCGCUCAAGAUGGAAAAAUUAGAGUCUAUAGAUUAGACAAUUUGGAUGCUGAGCCAGCAUUGAAAAUGACAUUGCAUUCAGAUGUUAUUGGUAGUGUGGCAUUCAAUCCUGCAGGUUGUAGUAUCGUCAGUUGCUCAGGAUCUAGGAAGAAUAAAUUUGAUGAAAGUCAAGAUGAACAUGUUGAAAAUAACAGUGGGAUUGAUGCCCAUCACGAUCUGAAUGAUGGCCCACCUGAACAGGAAAAUGAUACAGAAUUGGCUAUUUGGAAGUUUGAAUAUGUAUAG